AUCUGGUUUUCUAUUGACUAAUAGGUUCAAUUUGUGACGAACGCAAGACGUUCUGAAACUUGGAUGUCUACGCAGCACGUGCAUUGACGUUAAUACAGGCCUGAUGAAUAAUGUUCAUGGCCUUAAUCGCAUCUACUUCCUGUACAACGCAGGAAAUAUUUAUUUCGGAGGCACCUUGUGAGAUCAUUUCAAUGUUGACAUUUCCAGCUGCAAGCACACUGAACAUUUUUCCAGCGAUACCGACGGCAUGCUUCAUAGCACGUCCAACUAGCGACAAGAUAGCCAUAUCAUGAUGUACGUCCACAGUACCAAUUGAUUCAAGCUCUUUGACUAAUCUCUCGAAUGACUUUGUACUUGAAUUUGAGCCGUGGAUUGCCAUACUGACGUGGACCUCUGAUGUACUAAUGAGAUCCACACAAACACCAAAUUUAUCAAGGGUUGUAAAUAUCUUGGCCAAGAAACCGUGUGACAUUGUCUUUCUAUUUGAGUGUACGUUGAGUACAAGAAUGUUGUCUUUUACAGUAACAGCUGUUGGAAGCUUACUUGAGACAUGACCAGCGUGUUUCGCAUUCACAGCUUCUGUUGCGUCUUCACCCGGAUUAUUUACGCUUGUGUUAAAAGUAUCUGGGAAGAUAACAGUACCAGGACCGAGCGGAUUGAGAACGUUUUUAAUACGGAUUGGGAUAGAAGCUCUAAUAACUUGAUCCAUGGUAAAUGGGUGUAUAACUUCACUACCAUAAUAGGUCAAUUCCGCUGCCUCAUCUGGUGUGAUGAUCGGAACCAAUCUAGCGGUAACGACUUUACGUGGAUCAGCUGUAAAAAUACCAUCAACUUCUUUCCAGAUUUGCAACUCUCCACCGUUUAAUCCAACGGCGCACAAGGCAGCACAUAAAUCAGUAUAUCCUCUACCAACUUGUUGUAAGAGUGAUCCAGGAACAGGACCGAAGAAACCAGUAACUACCGGAACCUUACCUUCACACUUACGCAAACGCUCUCCCAGCCUUUGCGCCAAUCUAGUAUAGAAACCUUGAUCAAGUGAGAUGUUGUCAUUGUUUGAGCAUCCGCCGUCGACGAAAGCAUCAACGACGCCUUCUAAACUGACUAAUUCAUUUGGAAUACCUCUAUCCGAUAAUGCAGCGCAUACCAAUCUGCAAGCCAAACGCUCACCUAAACCAACAAUAGCAUCCUUUGAACGAGGACUAAUCUCGUCGAUGAUUUGAGCAGCGUUGAGGAACUCGCAGAGGCUGUCGAUGUCAGCUGAGAUAUCAGCCUCUACUCUUUUUCUAAUUUCGUCAUUCUUGAUUAUGACUCUGGCUGCAUUGAAGUGUUCCUCACGGAGUAUGUUCGUGGUGAGAACAAAAUCAGGUUCAUCUAAGCUACCUCUUGAUAAUGAAAGUUUUCUAAGGCUGUCAUCUAAAUGGCUGUGAUUAACGCCUGGUGGUGAUGCACUUCUAGAUGGUUGUGGGCUACCAAAUCGAGGUCUAGUGAGAGCGGAAAAACCAGGAGUACCAGGUUGUGAGGGUGUGCCAUUAGAGCGGGAACUAAGAGCUUCAGUAGCAGCUUUCAAUAGCAAAUUAGUGGUACCAGUCGACUUAGAAGUACCAGAUCUCGCACUACAAACCAAAACGACAUUUGAAGUAGGGAAAUACUGUGGUAUAAUCUGAUCUACUAUGCUAUCUAAGGCUCUUCCUACGGAUGUACCGCCAAACUUCUGUACAAUCCAAUUCCGCGAUGUUUGAUUAGUAUGACUCAUGGCAGUUGCUGAUCAAAAGGCUUUCUAUAGGACAGUCAUGGCAGAAAGUGCAGAAGGAUUACGUAGACUACAAGAUUGUAAGCCUGUUAAGGGUACACUUAUAUUAGACAGAGCAGAUGCGCGUAUAAUAGAAUCACAAGGCAAUAUAUUCGAAGGCGAUCAAGGGAAGAAAUACGCCAGGGCCUGUAGGAAUAUUAUAACCGCCAUUACAGACAAUCUGAACGACAUUGACCAAAGUGAGAGUGAAGAUAUAAAGCUGAUUAGAGUGAGAAAUAAGAAGCAUGAGAUUAUUUUAACUAGUAACGGUAACUAUCUUUUGAUUUGUGUACAAGACCCAUCAGCAGCGUAACUUUUAUUUAUUCCUAUGCAUAUACCCUAUAGAAUAUAUAUAUAUUGCUACAUUCGUAUAUU
Wallemia mellicola CBS 633.66 is the source of this 2164-nucleotide messenger RNA. RefSeq lists its product as hypothetical. Gene Ontology annotation, biological process: microtubule-based movement. The coding region runs from base 1752 to 2102 and encodes 116 amino acids. Gene Ontology annotation, cellular component: cytoplasm; cytoplasmic dynein complex. Lineage: Eukaryota; Fungi; Basidiomycota; Wallemiomycetes; Wallemiales; Wallemiaceae. The record is from RefSeq and is a predicted model, not a curated record. Gene Ontology annotation, molecular function: dynein intermediate chain binding. The transcript is spliced from 4 exons.